Messenger RNA from Limulus polyphemus (Atlantic horseshoe crab), 1240 nucleotides. Its product is annotated as dynein heavy chain 12, axonemal-like. The record is from RefSeq and is a predicted model, not a curated record. The transcript is spliced from 8 exons. NCBI's taxonomy places the organism in Eukaryota, Metazoa, Arthropoda, Merostomata, Xiphosura, Limulidae. Bases 314 to 1240 code for a protein of 308 amino acids.
AGGAAUAUAUUUGUUUACCACUGUAACUAUAGUUACCAAACGAGCUUAUUUCAUUCAAGUUUUCGAACGUUGAAGUUUUUGUCGUAUAUUCGAAAUAAUUAAAUAAAAACUUUUAGUAUGAAUUGUUUUACAUUUAUAUUAAACUUUUAAAGCCGUAUUCUAUUCUAAAAAAAAGAGAGAUGUUAGGCUUAAUAACAUAAUACUGAUAGAAAAUUAUGUUUAGUUAAUUAUAAUCACUUAUGAUUCUAUUUUCUAAUUAAGUUUAUAAAUUAUACACAAAAUCUGGUAUUCAGCGAAGGAGGAGUAUAAAGUUAUGGCAUCAUCCCAUCAUAAAUUGUCUCAAAAUAUUGGAUUUGUCCGACGAAAAAAAGAAUGUGAGCUUCCUGGAUUAGAAGGCUUGCCUCUACUUCCUCCUAUCCCUUCUUUGAAAAACUUUCCUAAAGAUCGUUAUAAGAAUAGCAAACUUCUUAACUUUCGACUGUUUGGUGAGAAACAAAAAGAACAACAAAGAAAGCUUGAACAGAAAGCAAAAAGGAUUCAGAGAUGGCUUGCAGAAAAUCCUGCACCUGCACCUCCACCUUAUCCAGGUUUAGUACAUCAACAAGAGUUUUAUGUAGGGGAACUUAAAAAAAGUGUUGCAUCAUCUCCGAUUGCUUCAUUGCCUCAGCAGUGGCAAGAAGGAAUAUUAAAGCGCUCGCUGUCCUUUCAUAAAUCUUCCACCAACUUGAGCCCAGUAAUUGAAAGGCUAUUAGCAGAUGUAGAGGAGAACUAUGUGAAGACUAUGAGGAAAGCUGCAGUAAAUCAUGUUUUCAAGGUAUCAGAAGAACAAGUAACAAAAUCUAAACAACCACAAAUACUUCUAGAAAUGGUGACAGAGGAAAAGCAGACAAGAUUUAUGAACACCCGAAAAAUCCUAGAGAAUAAGUUACAUAUAAUGCAUCCCACUGUACGCAAAGUAAUGGAUUUAACCAAAUGCUAUCUAUCCAAAAUUCAGUUGAUAGAUAUUAGUAUUUUUUACUCCCAGAGGCCCAUUGACCUAGAAGAUUUGGAUGAUGCUGUGAUUGCUGAAUGUGGAAAAACUGAAUCCAAGCUAAUGCAAACUUGGUGGCCCGAAGUAUCAGCUGUGCUUGCAAACAGAAAGGCUCUAGAAGGAUUAAAAGGUGACAAACGUAAAAGCCUCCUCUCUUGCAUCGAUACUUUCAUAACACUUCAGGCAAGACAUUUAUCAUCUGUUAAAUAG